Galeopterus variegatus (Sunda flying lemur) is the source of this 2961-nucleotide messenger RNA. It is a transcript of the gene KCNH6, whose product is annotated as potassium voltage-gated channel, subfamily H (eag-related), member 6. The record is from RefSeq and is a predicted model, not a curated record. Gene Ontology annotation, biological process: potassium ion transmembrane transport; regulation of ventricular cardiac muscle cell membrane repolarization; membrane repolarization during action potential. Lineage: Eukaryota; Metazoa; Chordata; Mammalia; Dermoptera; Cynocephalidae. The transcript is spliced from 14 exons. Gene Ontology annotation, molecular function: inward rectifier potassium channel activity. Bases 1 to 2961 code for a protein of 986 amino acids. Gene Ontology annotation, cellular component: membrane.
AUGCCAGUCCGCAGGGGCCACGUCGCGCCCCAAAACACUUACCUGGACACCAUCAUCCGCAAGUUCGAGGGCCAGAGUCGUAAGUUCCUGAUCGCCAAUGCUCAGAUGGAGAACUGCGCCAUCAUUUACUGCAACGACGGCUUCUGCGAACUCUUCGGCUACUCCCGAGUGGAGGUGAUGCAGCGACCGUGCACCUGCGACUUCCUCACAGGCCCCAACACCCCGAGCAGUGCCAUGUCCCGCCUGGCACAGGCCUUGCUGGGGGCCGAGGAGUGCAAGGUGGACAUCCUCUACUACCGCAAGGAUGCCUCCAGCCUCCGCUGCCUGGUGGACGUGGUGCCCGUGAAGAACGAGGAUGGAGCUGUCAUCAUGUUUAUCCUCAACUUCGAGGACCUGGCCCAGCUCCUGGCCAAGAGGAGCAGCCGCAGCCUGUCCCAGCGCCUGCUGUCCCAGAGCUUCCUGGGCUCUGAGGGCUCUCACGGCAGGCCGGGUGGACAGGGGCCUGGCACGGGCAGGGGCAAGUACAGGACCAUCAGCCAGAUCCCGCAGUUCACGCUCAACUUCGUGGAGUUCAACCUGGAGAAGCACCGCUCGAGCUCCUCCACGGAGAUUGAGAUCAUCGCACCCCACAAGGUGGUGGAGCGAACACAGAACGUCACUGAGAAGGUCACCCAGGUCCUGUCCCUGGGUGCAGACGUGCUGCCAGAGUACAAGCUGCAGGCGCCGCGCAUCCACCGUGGGACCAUCCUGCACUACAGCCCCUUCAAGGCCGUGUGGGACUGGCUCAUCCUGCUGCUCGUCAUCUACACGGCUGUCUUUACGCCCUACUCGGCCGCCUUCCUGCUCAGCAACCAGGACCAGUCACAGCGUGGGGCCUGUGGCUACACCUGCAGUCCACUCACCGUGGUGGAUCUCAUCGUAGACAUUAUGUUUGUCGUGGAUAUUGUCAUCAAUUUCCGCACCACCUAUGUCAACACCAAUGACGAGGUGGUCAGCCACCCCCGCCGCAUCGCUGUCCACUACUUCAAGGGCUGGUUCCUCAUUGACAUGGUGGCUGCCAUCCCCUUCGACCUGCUCAUCUUCCGCACUGGCUCUGAUGAGACCACAACCCUGAUUGGGCUGCUGAAGACAGCACGGCUGCUGCGGCUGGUGCGUGUAGCACGGAAGCUGGACCGCUACUCUGAGUAUGGGGCGGCUGUGCUCUUCCUGCUCAUGUGCACCUUUGCGCUCAUUGCACACUGGCUGGCCUGCAUCUGGUACGCCAUCGGCAAUGUGGAGCGGCCCUACCUGGAACCCAAGAUCGGCUGGCUGGACAGCCUGGGCGUGCAGCUCGGCAAGCGCUACAAUGGUAGUGACCCAGCCUCAGGCCCCUCGGUGCAGGACAAGUAUGUCACGGCCCUCUACUUCACCUUCAGCAGCCUCACCAGCGUGGGCUUCGGCAACGUCUCACCCAACACCAACUCUGAGAAGGUCUUCUCUAUCUGCGUCAUGCUCAUUGGCUCCCUCAUGUACGCCAGCAUCUUCGGCAACGUGUCGGCCAUCAUCCAGCGCCUGUACUCGGGCACCGCGCGCUACCACACGCAGAUGCUGCGCGUCAAGGAGUUCAUCCGCUUCCACCAGAUCCCCAACCCGCUGCGGCAGCGCCUCGAAGAUUACUUCCAGCACGCCUGGUCCUACACCAACGGCAUUGACAUGAACGCGGUGCUGAAGGGCUUCCCCGAGUGCCUGCAGGCCGACAUCUGCAUGCACCUGCACCGCGCGCUGCUGCAGCACUGCCCGGCCUUCAGCGGCGCCAGCAAGGGCUGCCUGCGCGCGCUCUCCGUCAAGUUCAAGACCACGCACGCGCCGCCUGGGGACACGCUGGUGCACCUCGGCGACGUGCUCUCCACGCUCUACUUCAUCUCCCGCGGCUCCAUCGAGAUUCUGCGCGACGACGUGGUCGUGGCCAUUCUAGGGAAGAAUGACAUCUUUGGCGAGCCUGUUAGCCUCCAUGCCCGGCCGGGCAAGUCCAGUGCAGAUGUGCGGGCCCUGACCUACUGCGACCUGCACAAGAUCCAGCGGGCAGACCUGCUGGAGGUGCUGGACAUGUACCCUGCCUUCGCGGACAGCUUCUGGAGUAAGCUGGAGGUCACCUUCAACCUGCGGGACGCAGACGGGGGUCUCCAGUCAUCACCCCAGCAGGCUCCAGGCAGCCAAGAUCAUCAGGGCUUCUUCCUCAAUGACAACCAGUCAGGUGAGCCCCUCCAAGCUGGUCCCCAGCUCCCCUCCCAGGGCUACAGCUUCCUGGGUCCUGGAAGCCAGACCUCCAUGGGGGCAGGACCUCAUGCUUCAGGGCACCCAGGUAAAGCCCCUUCCCUGAGCAUCUCAGGUACAUCUGGCCUCUGGCCUGAGUUGCUGCAGCAAAUGCCCCCAAGGCACAGCCCCCUGAACCCUCAAAGAGACCCAGACUGCUGGCGUCAGGAGCUAGGUUCCAGGCUGGAGCAGCUCCAGGCCCAGGUGAACAGGCUGGAGUCCCGCAUGUCCUCAGACCUCAGCCGCAUCCUGCAGCUGCUUCAGCAGCCAGUGCCCCAGUGCCACCCCAGCUACACUCUGGGAGCCCCUGCCUCCAACGACCUGGCCUUGUUUCCUACUGUCUCAGAGAUUCAGAGUCCAGGGCCCAGGCUGCCCCCUGCACAGACCCCAAGCUAUGGUGACUUGGACAAAUAUACACCGAAGAACAGGAAUUCCUCCUCCAGGAUGCCUCACCCAGUCAUGGCAAUGGACAAAACUCUGACACCUUCCUCAGAACAGGAGAAGCCUGAGGGACUCCUGUCACCCCUGGCCUCACCUCUGCAUCCCCUCGAGGUACAGGGACUGGUCUGUGGUCCCCGCUUCUUUUCCCUCCCUGAACACCUUGGCACUGUUCCCAAGCAACUGGAGUUCCAGAGACAUGGCUCAGAUCCUGGAUAUGCAAGGAGUUAG